Molecule: messenger RNA, 2782 nt
Organism: Microplitis demolitor
Lineage: Eukaryota; Metazoa; Arthropoda; Insecta; Hymenoptera; Braconidae
Gene: Tsen54
Exons: 4
Coding region: 145-2679 (844 amino acids)
Biological process (GO): tRNA-type intron splice site recognition and cleavage
Cellular component (GO): tRNA-intron endonuclease complex
Source: RefSeq, a predicted model, not a curated record
GUAAUAUGGAUAUAUAAAUAUAUUUUACCUCUGAAUCCUGCAAUUAGAUUCUAAAACUUAAAAAAAAAAACUAAUAUAGUUAAAUUUAUUAUUGAUUAAUAAUAAUAAUAAUAAUAAUAAUUGUAUAUAAAAUAUAAAACAACAAUGAACGAGGAGGAGCAUGAAAAAUCAUUUAUAAAACAUUUAACAGCAAAGGAACUAUUGGAAUCAAAUAGUUUGAGAGCACGAGUUUCAAAUGAAUUCGAACAAGUAUCCAAGGUAUUACCUAAAACUGGAGUUAAAUUAUUUAAACCAAAUGGGUCAUGGCUUCAAAAUCGACAAAUAAAUGCAUGUUUGGAAGCACAAAGGGAUUUAAUAAAAAUUGAACGAGUUAAAAAAUUGUCAAAAUUAGCGGUCGGAGAAUGGUUGCCUCAAGAAAAACGUGUUAAAGUAAUUAAAAGAUCUGGUAUUGAUUGGAAUAAUUACGGAUGUGAUCUUCGUGGUACUUUAUAUUUAAAUCCUGAAGAAGCUUUAUUACAAUUAGAAUUGAAUUGUUUGGAUUUAAUUUACAAUGAUGUCUCAAUAUCAAUACAACAAGCUUAUGAAUUACUUAUUAAUUCACCAAAUUCAGACUGUACAUUAGAGGAAUAUAGAGUAUAUAGUCAAUUAGCAAAAUUAGGAUAUCGUUUGAAAAGAUUUUAUUAUCAAAAUUCAAUAAAUGAAAAAUUAGAUGAGUGUACAAAUGUGCCAAAAAAAAAAGUUAUCAUUGAUCCUGAAGGUUGUCAAUGGAUGACCGGUGUUUCAUUAAAUGAUAGAAUAAAUAAAAAUCUAAAUAAAGAUGCUAAAUUUGUUAUAAAUAGUAUUAUUGAAAAAAUUGAAAUUCAGGAACAGAGGUUAAAAGUUGAAUGUGAUGAAAGUGUUGUAAAUAAAAUUGAUAAUGAUAUUAAAGACAAAAGUAAACGUCGAUUAAAUAUUGUUUCAGUUGAAACAAUGGUAGAUCCAGUUAAAUUAGUUGCAACUACAGUUAAGAAAAAUACAAAUAAAGAAUCUGUUUCAUCUAUUGGUAUUCGUAUACAACGUAAUGUUAAACUUUUACCAAAACGAACAGAUAAAGUAUUUAUUUCUUCUUCUUCUUCUUCUUCAUUACCAUUAACAUCGUCUUUCUCUAAUUCAAAUACUGAUUUAUCGGUUCAGAUUAAAACACCUGAUAAGGAGUUAAAUAGUGAUAAUGAUAAAAAUAAUCAACUAGUUUUAGCUGAUAAAAGAAAAAUUGAUAAUAUUGAUUUAUUAGUAUCAUCAUUACCAACAGCAUCUUGUACGUUUCAAUCAUCACUGCCAGAAUCAUCGGUUGUACCAGUUAAAAAAUUAAAAAAAAAAAUGAUUGAAUCGUCAGAUGAUGAGAUUGAAGAAAUACCAAGAACUCUGACAAGAAUGGAAAUGUUGAAUAGCUUUCCUAAUUUAGCUUCUAAAGAUUCGAUUCUAGUGAUAACUGAUCGUAAAUACAUUCCUCAUAAUAUAAAACCAGUAAAAGCUGUACAUACUUAUGAUAGCUUAAAUUCAGAAGAUAAUAAUAAUAAAAAUCAAUCAUGUAAUUCUAUUACUCCAAUAAAUAGUUAUAACAAAUCAAAACCUCCAACCACUUCAUUAGAAUUAAAUCGUUGCUGGAGAAAUAAUAAUCGACAUUCACACAAUCAAAGUAAACUUGGCGGAUCUAAUAAUAAUACAAAUACUUAUAAUGAUAAAACGUUAAAUAAUUUCACUCAUCAUAGAGAUAUUACAGAUUAUUCAAUAAAUUCAAAUCACCAACAAAAUAUAAUAUCAUCGAAUCGAUGGUCAUCAUUACAUGUUAAUUUUUUUAAAAAUAUUGCUAUGGCAACAUACGCAUUACGUGCAUCAAUAACACAAAAUAUAACGAAUAUUUAUCAGCAAUCAACAAUAUACAACAUGGAACAAUUUUUUGGUCAACACAAUUCACGUUUUUUUCAUCCUUCAGGAGCUUUUAAUUAUCAUCAAAGAUCUAAUAUGCCGAUUUAUUAUAAUAGUAAUAAAGUAAAAAUAAAAAAUAGUGAUAAUAAUACUACUACUACUACUACUACUACUAAUAAUAAUAAUAAUAAUAAUAAUAAUAAUAAUAAUAAUAAUAAUAAUAAUAAUAAUAAUAAUAAUAAUAAUAAUAAUCACAAUAAUGAUAAUGAUUUUGAAUUUAAAUCAUCGUUUGAUAAAAUUCCGGCUAAUUCAUGGUCAGAGUUAAAGAAAAAAUGGAAAGAAGCAAAAACAAUAACUAUUGAAGAUGAUAAUGAUAAAAUAGACUGCAGUGAAGUUGAAAUUGUUAAUCAAACUAUACAACCACUUGUUGGUGCUAAAUAUUCAUCAAAUUUAAAACAAAUUUAUGAUAGAUUGAAAAUAAUAAAGCCAGCUCAAGAAAAAAUAGUAAGAAAAAAAAAAGGCCAUUAUAAAAUAUCAUACAAAGUUUACUCAAAUACUCAACUUUAUAGAAAAGCAAGUCCUGGUCCUGCAAUGUUUCAUUUAGUAAUAACUGGCCAAGAAAAUAAUCAUUUUAUACAACCAAUUGAACUUAAUAGACUUUAUCAGGAUGGAGAUGGAAUAGCUAUUGUUUUUGCUUACGUUGCCGGUGCAUCAAUAUCUUUUAUGCAAGCUGGUAUUGUUUCAUUACCUAAUGUUUCAUUACUUAAUGAUUAAUAAAAUAUUAAAAUAUAUUUUUAUUUGAUAUACAUAUAUUAUUAAUAAGUAUUUGUAUUAGUGUGUUUGGAUGAUGAUUUAAUAAAUAUUUAAUAUAAAAAUA